This is a messenger RNA of Ceratitis capitata (Mediterranean fruit fly), 1676 nucleotides long. RefSeq names its product Golgi pH regulator (gene GPHR). Bases 146 to 1507 code for a protein of 453 amino acids. Gene Ontology annotation, cellular component: Golgi cisterna membrane. Lineage: Eukaryota; Metazoa; Arthropoda; Insecta; Diptera; Tephritidae. The record is from RefSeq and is a predicted model, not a curated record. Gene Ontology annotation, biological process: intracellular pH reduction. Gene Ontology annotation, molecular function: voltage-gated monoatomic anion channel activity. The transcript is spliced from 7 exons.
UUGGCUCUUUGCGGCUUUAGCAUUUACUAAAAUUUCGGCAACUUGAUACUAUGUUGCAUAUUUUUGUACGAUAAAAGAUGAUUCUAAGCAGACAAAAAGUUUGAAAGGUUUUUUAUAAUAUAGCAUUUGCAAAUACCGCAGCGGUAUGACAUUUUUCGAAGACUGUAUAAUCGUGUUCGUGUCACAGAUCCUGUUCUUCACUGGAGGCUGGUUGUUUUUUAUGAAACAACUUUUUAAGAACUAUGAGAUCCGACACAUUUCCGUACAACUCAUUUUCUCAGUGUGCUUUGCACUGUCGCUCACCAUGUUUGAGUUGAUAAUAUUUGAGAUUUUGGGCGUUUUAGAAUCUGAAUCGCGUUACUUCCACUGGCGAUUAGGUUUAACACUUUUACUACUUAUGGUUAUAGCUGUCAUACCUCUAUAUAUUUUAUAUUCCGUGAUACAUAGUUUAUCUUUUGUAUCUGAUAAAUGGGUGCGUAUUAUGACAAUAAUUUGUUGGUUCGCAUUUCUCUAUGGUUUGUGGAAAAUUGGCGAUCCUUUCCCACUGUUAAGCGUUUCACAUGGAAUUUUCACCAUAGAACAAGGUGUUUCACGUAUUGGCGUCAUUGGUGUCACUGUUAUGGCCAUACUAUCUGGUUUUGGUGCGGUUAACUGUCCAUAUCAAAGCAUGACAUAUUUUAUAAAACCAGUUUCGCAAAGUGACAUUACGAAUUUGGAACGACGUCUACUGCUCACAGCCGAUAUGAUUGUGGCUAAGAAGAAGCGUAUCGCUUUAGAAGAGCAUAGACGAAAAAAAGAAAAUCACACCAAAAAAGGCUUAUGGAAUAUAUUGAGUUCUGCGGUGAACCGUUUGGAUAACAGCGGCCAAGAUAUUGGUCAGCUGCGUUUAGAGAUAUACGGUUUGGAAGAGCUCAUGCGUCAGCUGUUUUUAGAAAUAAAUUCAAUGAAGAAUAUGCAAGAAAGACAAAGAUGGUCGCAAACACUGCAGGGAAAAUAUUUUAAUGUUUUAGGCCAUUUUUUUAGUGUUUAUUGUUUGUGGAAAAUAUUUAUUUGCACAGUUAAUAUAAUAUUUGAUCGCGUCGGUCGUAAGGAUCCCGUUACGAGGGGUUUAGAGAUUGCCGUCCAUUGGUGUGGCUUUGAUAUAGAUCUUGCCUUUUGGAAUCAGCAUAUAUCGUUUUUACUUGUUGGCUGUAUUGUCGUGACAUCCAUACGCGGUUUGCUGUUAACACUGACGAAGUUCUUCUACAGAAUAUCAUCUAGUAAAUCCUCAAAUAUUAUCGUGCUCAUUAUGGCGCAAAUAAUGGGCAUGUACUUCUGUUCCUCAGUCUUACUGAUGCGUAUGAAUUUACCCGCAGAAUAUCGUGUUAUCAUCACAGAAGUACUUGGUAGCCUGCAUUUUAAUUUCUACCAUCGUUGGUUCGAUGUUAUAUUCCUAGUUAGUGCACUAAGCACUAUAUUAGUUUUAUAUCUUUCACAAAAACCGAAAUAUGAUGCCAGCAUAGAUUAAUGCUGUGAGCUGAGAGGUGAUUAUAGUUGAAAUCUACUAUUUGUAAAACAAUGUUACAAAGAUUAUAAAAGCAAACACAUGUUUAUAUGUACUAUCUGUGUGUUUUCGUACAAGUACAUGUGCUCGUAUUUAGUAAACCAAAAAUAUUUAAUUAAAUAAUUGUAAUAAU